AUGUCUUCCGGUUACAAGCUUCCAUCCCAGGUCCAACUCCUUCACCAGACCUCCCAGCUCAAGGGACUUAUGACCAUUGUCCGCUCAAAGGAAACCCAGAGAGGCGACUUCAUUUUCUAUGCUGACCGUAUCAUUCGUCUUCUUGUCGAAGAAGGACUCAACCACCUUCCCGUUAUCAACAAGGCUAUUGAGACACCCACUGGAUCCAAGUACAGCGGUCUUUCCUUCGAAGGUCGUAUCUGUGGUGUUUCCAUUAUGCGCGCUGGUGAAGCCAUGGAGCAGGGUUUGAGAGAAUGUUGCCGGAGCGUGAGAAUCGGUAAGAUCCUCAUCCAGCGUGAUGAAGAGACCCACCAGCCCAAGCUUUACUACGCUAAGCUCCCCAAGGAUAUUGCCUCCCGCUAUGUCUUGUUGUUGGACCCUAUGCUCGCUACUGGUGGUUCUGCUAUCCAGGCUGUCAAGGUCUUGUUGGACAACAACGUUAAGGAAGAGCGUAUUAUCUUCUUGAACUUGAUUGCUUCCCCAGAGGGUAUUGCUUCUUUCAUUGAACAGUUCCCCAAGAUCAAGAUUGUUGUUGGUGAGGUUGAUGCUGGACUUGAUGCAGCAAAGUAUAUUGUCCCUGGCUGCGGUGAUUUUGGCUGCAGAUACUUUGGAACUGAUUAAACGCAUGGUCAAACACAAUUUUUUUAUAUAUUUAAAAAAGAAAAAAUACAGAAAAAGAAACCUAUAAUAAUAAUAAAAAAAAAGACAAUCAAUAAAGGCAUUCAAACACAACAC
This is a messenger RNA of Phycomyces blakesleeanus NRRL 1555(-), 774 nucleotides long. RefSeq lists its product as hypothetical. The transcript is spliced from 6 exons. Lineage: Eukaryota; Fungi; Mucoromycota; Mucoromycetes; Mucorales; Phycomycetaceae. The coding region runs from base 1 to 660 and encodes 219 amino acids. The record is from RefSeq and is a predicted model, not a curated record.